Molecule: messenger RNA, 797 nt
Organism: Hibiscus syriacus
Lineage: Eukaryota; Viridiplantae; Streptophyta; Magnoliopsida; Malvales; Malvaceae
Product: mitochondrial fission 1 protein A-like
Exons: 5
Coding region: 53-556 (167 amino acids)
Biological process (GO): mitochondrial fission; peroxisome fission; autophagy of mitochondrion
Cellular component (GO): mitochondrial outer membrane; peroxisomal membrane
Molecular function (GO): protein binding
Source: RefSeq, a predicted model, not a curated record
CUGAAUCAUCCAUUAAAAUUUGUUGAUACAACUGUGACUGAUAAUUGAAAAAAUGGAAGCGAAGAUCGGCCAAUUCUUGGAAUCCAUCGGAACCUUCUUCGGCGGUGGCGAUCAGAUCCCUUGGUGUGACCGCGAUGUCAUUGCCGGGUGUGAGAGAGAAGUUGCUGAUGUUGCUAAGGGUGAUUCGGAGGAACAGAAGAGCCAAAGCAUCAUGCGACUUUCAUGGGCGCUUGUUCACUCUAGGCAAGCUGAAGAUGUGCAGCGUGGUAUUGCCAUGCUAGAAGCAUCACUGUCCAAUAGCAGUUCUCCAUUGCAACAGAGGGAGAAAAUUUACCUUCUAGCUGUUGGAUAUUUCAGAACUGGUGAAUUCUCAAGGAGUCGACAACUUGUGGAGCAGUGUCUUGAGAUUGCACCUGAUUGGAGGCAAGCUUUAGUCCUUAAAAAUGCAGUUGAGGAUCGUAUUGCUAAAGAUGGUGUUAUUGGAAUUGGCAUCACUGCUACUGCUUUGGGACUUAUCGCUGGUGGAAUUGCCGCAGCAUUGACUCGCAGGAACUGAUAAAAACCACAAUUAUGCAUUUGUCGGUAUUUGUUAAAAUCCUUGAGACUUGGCCCCUCUGCAUUUUGCAAAAUUUCCCCAGAGAAUGUUUAUGAAUAAUCUGCAGUUGUAAAAUUUUAGCAUCUGUUGAAUUUUCGGACGAAUUCCUCCAACGCUUGGCCCCCUUGUUUUUUCUUGUAGAAGUUAGAAUUUCAUUAAUACAGUAUUAUUAGAAACGAUAAUUACGCAUUACAUUUGCUAA